AUGUUCGCUCCUCAUAAGAGCCAGGAGAUUAGUCACAUCUACGAACGAAACAAUGAAGCGACACUCUAUAUAGCCAACUUAGACGCCCAAGUGGACGAAGAAAUCCUAUGCGAGCUUUUUAUGCAAUGCGGUAACGUUAAGAAUGUGCACAUUCCGCGGGACAAGAUUAAUGGAUUCCACGCAGGCUACGGCUUCGUCGAGUACGAAUACGAAUACGAGUGUGAGUAUGCAGGGAAGGUGUUGAAUAUGACGAAGCUGUUCGGAAAGCCCCUGCGAUGCAACAAGGCGUCCCAAGACAAAAGGACCUUCGACGUGGGAGCGAAUCUAUUUAUAGGAAAUCUAGAUGCAGAGGUGGAUGAAAAAAUGCUGUUUGAUAUCUUCUCCUCAUUUGGACAAGUAGUAACUGUUAGAAUAAUCAGAAACGAAGAUGACACGUCAAAAGGACACGGAUUUAUAUCCUAUGACAAUUUCGAAUCCAGUGAUAUGGCCAUCGAAAAUAUGAAUAACCAAUUUAUAUGCAACAAAAAAGUGCACAUAUCAUAUGCUUUUAAAAAGGACUCCAAAGGGGAGAGACAUGGAACAGCAGCUGAAAGAUUUAUUGCUGCCAACAAGGCUCUAAAUUUAUAUUCAGGAAAUGAAAACUCCAAUCAUGUAAUGCCGUAUAAUUCAUCCUCUGCAGAAAAUACA
Molecule: messenger RNA, 687 nt
Organism: Plasmodium cynomolgi strain B
Lineage: Eukaryota; Apicomplexa; Aconoidasida; Haemosporida; Plasmodiidae
Product: spliceosome-associated protein 49
Exons: 3
Biological process (GO): positive regulation of mRNA splicing, via spliceosome
Cellular component (GO): nucleolus; U12-type spliceosomal complex
Molecular function (GO): RNA binding
Source: RefSeq, a predicted model, not a curated record